AUGUGGUCUCGUGUUGCUGCUGCAGCCCUGCUGGGCCUCGCAUCAACCGCUUCUGCUCAAACCUCUUCAAACUGCAAUGGCGAUAUUUGCUACGCCUUAAAUAUCCCCGAGAGCACAGCAAGCUCCGGCACUGGAGACAUCUUCCUCCAGAUUACUGCACCCACCUCCUAUACAUGGGUUGCCAUCGGCCAGGGCAGCUCCAUGUCGGGCGCCCAGAUGUUCGUCGUGUAUACCUCUGCAAGCGGUGAUAAUGUCACUGUUUCACCGCGUCUCGGUUCCGGCCACAGCACCCCGCGAUUCAACAGCGACGCCCAGGUCACCCUUCUUGAUGGCUCAGGCGUGUCCAAUGGUCAGAUGACUGCCAACUUCAAAUGUGCAAGUUGCUCGUCUUGGUCUGGCGGCUCCAUGGACUUCUCUUCCAGUUCCGCGUCUUGGAUCCACGCAAGCAAGUCUGGAAGUUCUCUCGACUCGGAUGAUACGAGCGCCUCUAUCCAGCAGCAUGGCAGCGAUUACGGCAGUUGGGACUGGGACUUCUCCAGCGCCAAAGGUGGAAGCAGCGCUAACCCCUUUUCGAGCGGAUCCGCCACCAGCACUGGAGGAUCUAGCAGUGGUACCGCCGACUGCGUCCCAAGCCCGACCAGCUCCGGCUCCGGUUCCAGCUCCAAUUCUGACUCUGGUUCGUCAACGACGCAGACCUGGCCUCCGUGGCGUACUGGUGGUGGCAGCGGACCCUGGGGCGGUGGCAAUAGCAAGAGACAGGAUUCUGGUACCAACUACUGUGCCCCCGGUCAAUCGUCUGGUAGCAGCCCUGGCCAGCAGAUUGGCGGUGGUGCGGCUUUGGCCGAGUAUCAGCGUAUGCAGAAGAUGCUGAUUGCUCACGCUGUCUUGGCCUGUCUCGCCAUGGUAAUCUUUUUCCCGCUGGGUGCCAUCGCCAUCCGGACAUUCAGCUUCCCCGGUCUCAUCUGGUUCCACGGUGGUCUCCAGGUCUUUGCCUACUCCAUGUUCAUCGCGGCCGUUGGUCUCGGUAUUUACCUCGGCCAGCGUGGUGGAUACCUCUCGAGUUACCAUGCCAUCAUUGGCUUGCUUGUCUUCGCCCUUAUGUUCUUCAUGCCCAUCCUCGGCUACCUGCACCACAAGCUCUUUAAGAAGUACGGCCACCGCACUUUCUAUUCCUACACCCACAUUUGGAUGGGUCGUUGUCUCAUCACCCUUGGCAUCAUCAACGGUGGUCUCGGCCUCAUGCUUGCCAACGGUCCAAGGGAUUGGACGAUCGCUUACGGCGUUGUCGCCGGCAUCGUCUGGUUGGUGUACAUCUCUUGCGCUAUCCUUGGUGAGGCCAGGAGGAAGAAGGCCAUGGCUGCUCCGCCGAGUUACCGUAGGGAGCGCAAGAUGUCUUCGCACAGCAGCAGCAGUCCCAGCGGCGCCAGCACUCAGCGCGAGUUCUACGGCCGCAAGAACAGAGGCGAGCCGUGA
Lasiodiplodia theobromae is the source of this 1473-nucleotide messenger RNA. RefSeq lists its product as uncharacterized. The transcript is spliced from 4 exons. Lineage: Eukaryota; Fungi; Ascomycota; Dothideomycetes; Botryosphaeriales; Botryosphaeriaceae. Bases 1 to 1473 code for a protein of 490 amino acids. The record is from RefSeq and is a predicted model, not a curated record.